GUUUCUGGCGCCCCAGUCACUCGAAAUCGAAUGCGUGGCCACCAAGUGUUCCGAGCGCUCCGCGCUGCCGCCCCUGUGCGAUUUGCGGGGGUCAAGACGUCUGUCCCUCGUGCCUUUGCUGCCGCGCAGCAAGUGGCUGGGUAUGCCACCAUCUACGACCUCAAGACCCCCUUUGAGGACACGAACCGUCAUCGUAGUGACGCUGAACUUCGCAUUGCCCAAGUGCCGGUGGUGGAAGUCGAUUCAGACGUGGCUGUGUGCGACGGCGGUGGAGGCGCCUUGGGCCACCCAGUGGAGUACAUUGCGUUGAACAUCGUGUCGGACAAGCCUCAAACGUGCAAGUACUGCGGCCUUCGCUACAAGCAGAAGCACCACCAUCAUUAAGCUAAGAUGGAGACUCGUCCUAUCGUUCUCCUUAACAUCAGGCUGUCUACACGUUUCUCUCAUA
Molecule: messenger RNA, 448 nt
Organism: Aphanomyces astaci
Lineage: Eukaryota; Oomycota; Saprolegniomycetes; Saprolegniales; Verrucalvaceae
Exons: 2
Coding region: 31-384 (117 amino acids)
Biological process (GO): mitochondrial electron transport, NADH to ubiquinone
Source: RefSeq, a predicted model, not a curated record